Molecule: messenger RNA, 865 nt
Organism: Sapajus apella (tufted capuchin)
Lineage: Eukaryota; Metazoa; Chordata; Mammalia; Primates; Cebidae
Gene: CHCHD2
Product: coiled-coil-helix-coiled-coil-helix domain containing 2
Exons: 4
Coding region: 133-588 (151 amino acids)
Biological process (GO): mitochondrion organization; positive regulation of transcription by RNA polymerase II
Cellular component (GO): nucleus; mitochondrion
Molecular function (GO): sequence-specific DNA binding
Source: RefSeq, a predicted model, not a curated record
AGUCGUCUGCCUGUGCGCUGAUUGGUUGCGCGCUGAAGCCAGCGCCGCCUCCCGCCUUCCGGUUUUCUCAGAAGCUGCUGAGCUCUUCCCUGGUCACUGCACGUCUAAAGGCCGAGUAGCCCCGUCGCUAGGAUGCCGCGUGGAAGCCGGAGCCGUACCUCCCGCAUGGCCCCUCCGGCUAGCCGGGCCCCUCAGAUGAGAGCUGCGCCCAGGUCAGCACCAGCCGCUCAGCCACCAGCAGCGGCACCCCACUCUGCAGUUGGCUCUCCUGCUGCUGCGCCCCGGCAGCCAGGUCUGCUGUCCCAGAUGGCAACCACUGCAGCUGGCGUGGCUGUGGGCUCUGCUGUGGGGCACACACUGGGCCACGCCAUUACUGGGGGCUUCAGUGGAGGAAGUGAUCCUGAGCCUGCGAGGCCUGACAUCACUUACCAGGAGCCUCAGGGAACCCAGCUAGCACAGCAGCAGCAGCCUUGCUUCUAUGAGAUCAAACAGUUCUUGGAGUGUGCCCAGAAUCAGGGUGACAUCAAGCUCUGUGAGGGUUUCAGUGAGGUGCUGAAACAGUGCCGACUUGCAAAUGGAUUGGCCUAAUCAAGAAGUUCAAACUGGAGAAAUGGAAAACCAGCUCUCAUAACCAAGUUAACUUAAUAUAAAAAUUUCAUUAAUAGUGAAGGUAUAAAGUGUAGCCAUCAGUUAAACCUCUCCUGUCAUUCUAGCUUCCUUGCUUCAGAAUUGAAAUGGAAGGGGGUAUUCCUACUCUGUAGAAUUUGGAGCUGGUCAGAUGUUUGUGUGGCCUCCUUAAACUAGCUGUUAUGAUUUUAUUCUUCGUGAGUUAAUUAGAAUAAAGUGAUUUUCUUCCAAGAUGUGA